This is a messenger RNA of Myripristis murdjan (pinecone soldierfish), 8059 nucleotides long. It is a transcript of the gene lrp4, whose product is annotated as low density lipoprotein receptor-related protein 4. Bases 216 to 5927 code for a protein of 1903 amino acids. Gene Ontology annotation, biological process: receptor-mediated endocytosis. The transcript is spliced from 38 exons. The record is from RefSeq and is a predicted model, not a curated record. Gene Ontology annotation, molecular function: hormone binding; protein binding; calcium ion binding. NCBI's taxonomy places the organism in Eukaryota, Metazoa, Chordata, Actinopteri, Holocentriformes, Holocentridae. Gene Ontology annotation, cellular component: signaling receptor complex; apical plasma membrane; plasma membrane.
CCGUGUUGUUCCUCUUAGAGUAACUUUUGCAAAAUCCCAGUUGUUUCAUUAUCACACGUAAGACGAGGGGGGGCAGAGAAGGGUUCAACUCAGUCAUGCUGUGAGAGUAGCCCGAGAGUCGGAGCGUGUUUUAUAAGCCCGUUUAAGAGCGAAUAUUGAAGUCUGAAAGAAGGAAGGGAAGCCCGGCGGAGAGGCGAGAGAAAAGGGGGUCCAAGAUGCAGCUGGUCGCGGUGCUCUGGAGCGCCCUGAUAACUUUGCUGCUCUUCUACAGUCCAGAUGUGCAGGGCAAUGCUGAAUGCUCGUGUGGAAGGAAUCACUUCACGUGUGCAGUCAGUGCGUUUGGGGAGUGCACCUGCAUCCCGGCCCAGUGGCAGUGUGAUGGAGACAAUGACUGUGGGGACCACAGCGACGAGGAUGGAUGCAUGCUUCCCACCUGCUCACCGCUGGACUUCCACUGUGACAACGGCAAGUGUAUCCGUCGCUCCUGGGUGUGCGACGGAGACAACGACUGCGAAGACGACUCCGACGAACAGGACUGCCCUCCCAGAGAGUGUGAGGAGGAUGAGUUCCACUGCCAAAAUGGCUACUGUAUUCGUAGCCUUUGGCACUGUGACGGCGACAAUGACUGUGGGGACAACAGUGAUGAACAGUGUGACAUGCGUAAAUGUUCGGACAAGGAGUUCCGCUGCACAGAUGGCAGCUGCAUCGCUGAGCACUGGUACUGUGAUGGAGACACCGACUGUAAGGAUGGAUCAGACGAGGAAAACUGCCCAUCUGAUGUGAUGACAGCCACCUGUAGUGUGGAAGAGUUCCAGUGUGGUUAUGGCCGCUGUAUCCUGGACAUCUACCACUGUGAUGGGGACGACGACUGUGGAGACUGGUCUGAUGAGUCUGACUGCUCCUCCCACCAGCCCUGCAGGUCAGUUGAAUUCAUGUGCACCAGUGGGAUGUGCAUCAAUGCGGGCUGGAGGUGCGACGGCGAGUUUGACUGUGAUGACCAAUCAGACGAAACGAACUGCACCACGUCCAUGUGCACAGCUGAUCAGUUCCGCUGUGGAACAGGACGCUGCGUCCGGUUGUCAUGGAGAUGCGAUGGUGAGGAUGACUGCUCGGAUGGCAGCGAUGAAGAGGGCUGUGAGAAAACUGAAAGCCCACCGUGCGCCCCGGACCAGUUUCUGUGCGGGAAUGGCCGCUGUAUCGGUCAGAGAAAGGUGUGCAAUGAUGUCAACGACUGUGGAGAUGGGACGGACGAGCACCCGCAUCAGGACUGCCGUCCGCGCUCCAGCGAAGGCAACUGUAACCAGAAUAAUGGAGGCUGUUCUCAGAAGUGUCAGAUGGCCAGAGGUCUGGUCCAGUGCACCUGUCACACUGGAUACCGACUCAUGGAGGAUGGCAAGGCCUGCCAGGAUGUGGAUGAGUGUGCUGAAGAGGGCUACUGCAGUCAGGGCUGCACCAACACAGAGGGGGGCUUCCAGUGCUGGUGCGUUCAGGGCUACGAGCUCCGACCUGACAAGCGCAGCUGCAAGGCUCUAGGUCCAGAGCCGGUGCUGCUGUUUGCCAACCGCAUCGACAUCCGUCAGGUAUUGCCGCAUCGCUCAGAGUACACCUUGCUGCUGAACAACCUCGAGAAUGCCAUCGCUCUCGACUUCCACCACAGCCGCGAGCUGGUCUUCUGGUCCGACGUCACCCUCGACCGCAUCAUGAAGGCCAACCUCAAUGGCUCCAAUGUGGAGGAGGUCGUCUCCACUGGCCUGGAGAGCCCAGGUGGGCUGGCCAUAGACUGGAUUCAUGACAAGUUAUACUGGACUGAUUCUGGAACAUCUCGUAUAGAGGUGGCCAACCUGGAUGGGACGCACCGCAAGGUCCUGCUGUGGCAGAGCAUGGAGAAGCCCCGUGCCAUCGCACUGCACCCCAUAGAGGGUAAGAUCUACUGGACGGACUGGGGGAACACGCCUCGCAUUGAGUAUGCCAACAUGGACGGCUCCAACCGGCGAGUCAUCGCAGACACACACCUCUUCUGGCCCAACGGCCUCACCAUCGACUACGCUGGCCACCGCAUGUACUGGGUGGACGCAAAGCACCAUGUUAUAGAGAGGGCCGACCUGGAUGGGCGCAACCGCAAGGCUGUCAUUAGCCAGGGUCUGCCCCAUCCAUUUGCCAUCACAGUUUUUGAAGACAGUCUUUACUGGACAGACUGGCACACAAAGAGCAUCAACAGUGCAAAUAAGUUCACUGGCAAGAACCAGGAGAUUAUCCGCAACAAGCUGCACUUCCCUAUGGACAUCCACACCCUGCACCCUCAGAGACAGCCUGCAGGUGGUAGGAAUCGCUGUGGCACCAACAAUGGGGGUUGCAGCCACCUCUGCCUCCCCAGUAACAAGACCUUCACCUGUGCCUGUCCCACCGGCUUCAAGAAGGUGGACACCUACAACUGCGCCAGAAGUCUUGACAAGUUCCUGCUUUUUGCCCGAAGGACGGACAUCCGACGAAUCAGCUUUGACACAGAGGACAUGUCUGAUGAUGUCAUCCCUCUGGCUGACGUGCGCAACGCUGUGGCGCUGGACUGGGAUGCCAAAGAGGGCCACAUCUAUUGGACUGACGUCACCACCGACUCAAUCAACAGAGCCUUGUGGAACGGCACCAAACAAGAGGUGGUGGUGGACACCAGUCUGGAGAGUCCAGCAGGGUUGGCUAUUGACUGGGUGACCAGCAAGCUCUACUGGACCGAUGCUGGGACGGAUCGCAUUGAGGUUUCUAAUGCAGAUGGGAGCAUGCGCACUGUGUUGAUAUGGGAAAACCUGGACCGGCCAAGGGACAUUGUGGUUGAUCCAAUUGGAGGGUUCAUGUACUGGACUGACUGGGGUGCCAACCCUAAAAUUGAGCGUGCAGGGAUGGAUGCAUCCAGUCGCAUCGUAAUCAUCUCAUCCAACCUGACAUGGCCCAACGGGCUGGCCAUCGACUACCAGACUAAACGCCUUUACUGGGCCGAUGCUGGCAUGAAGACUAUUGAGUAUGGCAACUUUGAUGGCUCUGACCGACAGAUAUUGAUUGGCAGCCAGUUGCCCCACCCCUUUGGUCUCACUCUGCAUGAGGACAAGCUCUACUGGACAGACUGGCAGUCUAAGAGCAUCCAGAGCGCCGACAAGCUCACCGGCCUGGGACGACACACGCUGGCCGAAAACCUAGAAAACCUCAUGGACAUACACAUGUUCCACCGACACCGUGAGACAGUGCAUAACCCAUGUGCAGUGAAUAAUGGAGGGUGCAGUCACCUCUGUCUCCUUGCUCCGGCUCCCAAGUCUUCCAGCUGUGCCUGUCCCACUGGUAUCAACCUGCAAAUGGAUGGAAAGACCUGCACUCAUGGGAUGAGCAGCUUCCUAAUCUUUGCACGAAGAACAGACAUCAGGAUGGUUUCUUUGGACAUCCCUUACUUUGCUGAUGUAGUCUUGGCAGUCAACAGCUCCAUGAAGAACACCAUCGCUAUUGGAGUUGACCCCAAAGAAGGAAAAGUGUAUUGGUCUGACAGUACACUGAAGAAAGUCAGCAGAGCCAACAUUAAUGGCUCAGCACAUCAAGAUAUCAUCUCCACUGGUCUGAUGACUACUGAUGGGCUGGCUGUAGACGCUGUUGGCAGAAAAAUCUACUGGACGGACACAGGAACCAACCGUAUUGAGGUUGCUAACCUGGAUGGCUCCAUGAGGAAAGUGCUUAUCUGGCAAAACCUGGACAGCCCACGAGCCAUCGCCCUCUACCACGAGAUGGGUUAUAUGUACUGGACAGACUGGGGGGAGCAUGCCAAGCUGGAACGCUCAGCAAUGGAUGGCACCGACCGUGUGAUUCUCAUCAGUAACAACCUGGGUUGGCCCAAUGGACUGGCUAUCGAUAAGGCUGGCUCACAGUUACUGUGGGCCGAUGCUCACACAGAGCGCAUUGAGGCAUCCGACCUGAAUGGACUAAACCGCCGUACCCUGGUGUCUCCAGUCCAGCAUCCCUAUGGCUUAACCCUGCUGGGACCACAUAUUUACUGGACAGACUGGCAGAGCCGCAGCAUCCAGCGGGCAGACAAGACUACUGGGGCAAACACCAUCACUGUGCGAGCCAACCUGCCAGGCCUGAUGGACAUCCAGGCUGUAGACAGGGAGAAGCCACUGGGUUUUAACAAGUGUGGUAGGAGGAACGGGGGCUGUACCCACUUGUGCCUGCCUCGUCCUAACGGCACAUCCUGUGCCUGUCCCACCGGCAUCCUGCUCAAGGGAGAUGGAAGGUCGUGUGACGACUCUCCGGAGACUUACCUGCUCUUCUCCAAUCGCAUUAGUGUGCGGAGAAUCUCUCUGGACACCAACGAUCACACCGACGUGCACGUACCGGUCCCAGAGCUUCACAAUGUCAUCUCACUGGACUAUGACAGUGUGGAUGGGAAACUCUACUAUACUGAUGUUACCCUGGAUGUUAUAAGGCGAGCUAAUCUGGAUGGAACUGGCAUGGAGACGGUGAUAAGCCAGGGCCUGAAGACUACAGAUGGGCUGGCUGUGGACUGGGUGGCCAGGAACAUGUACUGGACCGACACUGGACGCAACACCAUCGAGGUGGCCCGCUUGGAUGGGACAAGCCGCAAAGUCCUGGUCAACAACAGUCUGGAUGAACCCAGAGCCAUCGCGGUGUUCCCCAGCAAAGGGUAUCUGUUCUGGACAGACUGGGGUCACAUUGCUAAGAUUGAGCGAUCCCACCUGGAUGGGUCGGACCGUAAGGUUCUGAUCAACACAGACCUCGGAUGGCCCAAUGGACUCACACUGGAUUAUGACACACGAAGGAUAUUCUGGGUGGAUGCCCAUUUGGAUAGGAUUGAGAGUUCUGACCUGAAUGGGAAACUACGUCAGGUCCUUGUCAGUCCAGUCUCUCACCCCUUCGCCCUCACACAGCAAGACCGCUGGAUCUACUGGACGGACUGGCAGACUAAGUCCAUCCAGCGGGUGGAUAAACACACCGGCCGCAACAAGGAAACUGUGCUGGCCAACGUGGAGGGCCUCAUGGACAUCAUAGUGGUGUCACCUCACAGACAGACAGGCACCAACCUCUGUGGGGUGAACAAUGGAGGCUGCACUCACCUCUGCUUUGCCAAGACCAACAGCUUUGUGUGUGCCUGCCCCGAUGAGCCAGAUGGCCGACCCUGCUCUACAAUCUCAGGUUAUGUUCCCACCUCAGCAUCCAGGGGCACCACCAGCACCCCCGGCCCCAACAAAAUUCCCAAAACUCCAACAGACAUUCCACAACGGGAACCCUCACUUGUCAAUUGCACCGAGAAGAACCUAAAUGUAGAGGGCUGCUUAGAGAACAGUGUAGUUACGGCUCCCCAUGGAGAAGGACUUCAUAUUAGCUACGUGAUUGGUGGAAUACUGACCAUCCUGGCUAUUUUGAUCCUCAUUGCUGCCUUCAUUAUUUACAAACAUAAAAAGUCCAAGUUUGCUGACCCGGGGGUGAGCAACCUGACCUACAGUAACCCCUCAUACCGGACUUCCACACAAGAGGUCAAGAUCGAGGCCUCCCAAAAGCCUCCGAUCUAUAACCAACUCCGAUAUAAGAAAGAGGGGGGAGUGGAUGGAGGCUACACCAAGGAGAAAAUCCGCAUUGUGGAGGGUGUGUGUCUUCUGUCCAAUGAGGAGCUGUACUGGGAUGACCUAAAACAGAUCAAGCCGUCCCGAGGCGGCCUGCACACCUGCAUGCGCACAGACACAGUGUCCCUGCAGGCCAGCAGCGCAUCGCUAGACGAUGGCGAGACAGAGCAGCUCCUCCAGGAGGAGGUGUCCGAAUGUUCUUCCAUAACCACCUUGACCCCCUCCGUCAUCACCCCGCAGCGCCAUGCCCAGCACAGCCUGCCCGACACCGGCUGGGUCUCAACACGCAAGCCCUCCACUGAGAGUGAAGUGUGAGGCAUGUCUGCUGUCCCCAAACUGCAUCCGUGCUUUGUCUCGCCUGCAUAUGUAAUACACAGAUACAUACAUACAGACAGACAUAAACCUGUAUUUAUAGCUGGUACAACUUAUGCACACAGAUAUGUAGGUACAAACAGUGAUACAUGCAUCCUGACACUAUGUAGAGUAAUGGUACAUAUUGUAUGAACCUGAUUAGACACAAGUAAGUUCACAUAAACACAACUCCUGUCUUUGAAACUGGGGCUCCGUCCUACUUGUGCACACACAGAUACACAUACACACAGCCAGUGCAUUGCAGUCCUCCAACAGUACCCUCAGUGCUACUGCCUUUAGGUGAAAUAAAAGACAACUAAUGAGCAUGCUGGAAUAAGAACGCAAAAGACUCUACGGAAGAAGUGAACCGUGAGACACAGGCAUAUCCGGAGCCUUUUUAAAGGAUGCAAACUCUAAACGGGAGGGACGCUUCUCUGUGUAUAAUGUUACAUUUUUUUUGUGAACUUUUUUUGACAGAGCUAAAAUGAUAUACUCCUGGACUAAAUAACACAAUGCUCUCUCUAAUGCCACUCAUCAUUUGCCAUGUCUUUAUGAACUCUAUUUAUGAACGUUUUGUACUUCAGAGUGGGUUUGCUGAUUUUAGAGAAUGGUGAGAGUGUUGUGUUGAACUAUGUACAGCAGGACCCAGGUAUUCAAAAGUUAUAUUUAUGACAGUGCCAAAGGGUGGGGCUUCACAAAGUCUCCAUGCUUCAUUCUUCAUCUACACUUCACUAGAAAUGUAUUUUAAUGGGAUAUUUGUUUCAUUUGACUUAGUGACAGCCAGGAAGCUGUUUCUCUCCCCUGUGUGAGAGUUCAGUGGUGAUUCCAUCUGCUUCUGAUAUCAUGUUUUAUGACCUCCAAUGAGUCAAUCAAGGACUUAGCUGGUACUCUUGGUUGUUUUUCAAAUCCUUUCAUCCUCAACAUAAAGCAGCCUGAAAGGAGACUUUUUAUCUUUCUCUCUUGUUUUUGUAAGUUGUAAUUCAACCAUUGCUGAUCCUCGAGGAUAGCAGAAGAGGCCGUGAUGAAGUAAAGCUCAAGUGCCAAACAUUUCUUCGUUUUCCUCCUUCAGUUAUAUUUAUGUUUCUCGGAGGGUGUAAAAUGUACAUGACAUUCUUUAAUGCAUUCUCAUUAAAGCAGAUCUAUCAACUCUAAACCUGUAAUGCAAUGUGCGCUCGCAGUACAUGCUCCAUUACAGUAUAACACAUGAUUCCCUUUGGGUAACAUGGAAUACAGUAUGAAAUACUUAGGAACACUGUGCAUAUCUGAACCCAUCAGGCGGUGAGGGGUAUAACUUAGAAACUAUCACUGACAACCUAAUGAAACAUUAAUUUAAUACAGGUAAAGGUAUUAUGCAUUGCUUUAACAUUGAAGAGUACGUUCUAUCUGUUGUUCAAAAUAUGGUACAUGGAAAUACAUUUCUAUAUUGACAAAUAUAUAUAUAUAUAUAAGUUAGACAAAACCAUGUAUUUUGAAGUAUCUUCUACAAGUUCAGCAAUUUGCUGAUUCGCUGCUAGACAAAGCACUGAGGCCAAUGAACAAGGGUCUUGGCAGCUACGUAACCAUUGGAUUGUGAUGGUUGGUUGACGGUAGGCCUGCAGAGCAUCACAACGAUCCAGUAAUGAAUCACCGCAGCUCAGUCCCUCCCACUCUGCUAUAGAAUCGCCAAGCUGUACAGAUUUUACCAUGCAGAUAUAAGCAAACAUUUGUGUUGAAGAUAUUGUGUUGAUUAUGUUGUAUAGUCUUUUGUACAAAGGGAUUUCAUGACCAUUUUGACUUGUAUUAAUUUUACUCACUGGAGAAGAACAUUUUUUUUUUUUUUUUUUUGCUGGAUUAUUUUAACCACUGUGUUUCCAGGCCUUGUAAAUGAUAGGGAAGAUGCCAGUUAUUUAAUAGUGCUCUUUUAUGUUAUGAAAUAUUGGUUGCGUAUAGCUGUUGUAAAGUUAACAAAAGAGGUAUUUAUGAUUUCUUUGUUUGGUUGUCAUUUAAUAUGUAAAUAUGAAAAAAAAAACUGUAUAUGUAUUUCCAUUGCAGUACUAACAAGCUGUGUUGUGUGAUAUAGUGAAUUAUCCCUUUGCUAUCUUUUAAUAUAAAACUGC